UAUACGGACUACGGUUAUAUUAUGUAUGUAUCAUGUUAUGCAGGUUACAACAUGCUGCUACCGCGACAAAACAGUAAACGCUAUCAAUAAUUAAAAAGUUAUAAUCAACCAUCAACUACCUUCUGCGCGUCAACGUUCAAUACACAGCCAACAGUUUAAAUUUAAGCAGUAAUUAAUAUAGAAAUGGAAGGGAAAAAGCAAAUAGAUUUGAAAAAAGAAUUUGGUCACUAUGCAACCAAAUACAAGAGUUUGAAUCCAUUUAACGAGAUUGACUCUAAAAAACUACUUAAAGAACGAUACAAGCAAAAUUUAGAAGACGCUAAACCAUUGGACGAAGAAGAACAAACAAAAAAUGUAACAAUAGAUUUUAUUAAGCAAAUUCCACCAUUAGAAGAUGUAGAUUUGACAAAAUCGGACUCUCUAUGCAAUAUGCCAACAUUAUCUGAGAAAGAAGCUGUACGUAGAGUGCGAAAUAAAUUCAUAAAACUACAACUGUUAUAUGCCCAAGAAUACAGAUAUUUACUGUUCAAAUAUCGUGUUAAAAGGCGAGAAUAUCUGUUAAAUAAAAAACGUGACCUGGAGACAUUUGGAAUGAUAGGUAAAUUAAAAUGGUCUAAUGAACAAGAGUAUUCAAAUCUUCGAAAACUAAAACUUUUGGAACAUUAUCAAAAAAUGACAGUUGGUCAAGAAGCAGUGGUUUUUAAAACCGCUAUGGAUAGAAAAAUUAGAGCAACUGCCUUAUUGGGUAAUAAAGGGAAAGCACAUCAUUCACAUUGUACUUUUGUAGAAAUGGGUAUUAAAUGCACUGGAAAAAUGUUACCAAAAAGUAAAUUUUGUAAAAAACAUAUACUGAAAGAUCCUAAGCAAGUAUUGUUUAGAGCUUGUGAUAUAAUUCAAAGCGAUAACAAGUGUCAGGAGCCAAUUAUUGAUUUUGAUGCCAAAACGACAUGUGUAUUACAUGAAAAAUUACCAUUACUCCGUGAAUAGACUCUGUUUAAAAUAAUAACUUGUACAAGUCAUUAUUAUUAGAUUCUUUCUGAAUUAAUAGAAACAUUUACAUAGAUAAUUGGAACUAUAUUUUUCCUGACAAUUUCCAAAAAUAGUAUAAUUAUUAAUUAUCAAUAAUUUAAUAGGAUAUUAAUAAUGCUUAUUUGUGUGGCCUUGAGCACAAAAAAUUAGUUGGUAUUUAUGUAAUUAUUAUUCUUUAAAAUUGUACUUUUUUAUUUAAAAUAUCAAUAUAUUUAACAAGCUUUAAUGUAUUAUAAUGUGAUAACAUUUACAUUAGAAACUGUAUUUGUUACACAACUAUAUCAAUGUCAAACUUUGAAUAUAGGAAAAUACUCGUGUUUAAUUGAAAAAUAUAGAUGGGAUAUUAUGCAACACCGCAAUCAGCUUUUAACCACUGAAAAAAUUAUAUAUAUAAUUGUAAGAGACUACAUGAAAGGUGAAGAAUUGUGCUAUGUUGUAUAUGAAUUAAUUUAAUAAUAUAAUAUUUUUUAUUUUUUACGAUUA
Adelges cooleyi (spruce gall adelgid) is the source of this 1512-nucleotide messenger RNA. RefSeq names its product KAT8 regulatory NSL complex subunit 2 (gene dgt1). Gene Ontology annotation, cellular component: NSL complex. Lineage: Eukaryota; Metazoa; Arthropoda; Insecta; Hemiptera; Adelgidae. The transcript is spliced from 3 exons. The coding region runs from base 184 to 987 and encodes 267 amino acids. The record is from RefSeq and is a predicted model, not a curated record.